Molecule: messenger RNA, 1116 nt
Organism: Toxoplasma gondii ME49
Lineage: Eukaryota; Apicomplexa; Conoidasida; Eucoccidiorida; Sarcocystidae
Exons: 1
Coding region: 1-1116 (371 amino acids)
Source: RefSeq, a predicted model, not a curated record
AUGAAUUCGGUGCGCCUGCAUACGGGGAGCGGUGGUCCACGCGAAUGGGCAGGCGAAUGGAGCGAUGGGGAAAGUCGUUAUCAGCACGCCGGUACAUCGUUGUUACUUGCGAAAAUGCUUUUGGUUUCAUUCUGUGUGUUUGCUGUCGGUUCUCUCGUGAACUCGUCACAUGCAUCCGACACAUCGGGGCCAAAUGUGCACGACCCGGAGAAGCCAUGGCCGCGUAGGGAGGAAAUUGGGCCACUAAUCUCAAGAAAGCCACGUACAGCUGGCGUUGAACCGGUUGUACCUGUAAUCGAGUUGUUAACGGUCUCUCCGUCCGAAUAUCUGGAUGUCCGAUCAGCUAAUAUGGUCACAGAAACAGUUGACUCUGAUGACACGACAGCAACCUCACGUUCAACACCCGGACCACCACUGGCCCUUUCAUCACCUGGUGACGAUGACCCUCGAGGGAAAGGCGAGCCUCCCGAGAAGACCUUUGAACUGGCACCUUUCCUUGAGCGCCGGCCUCAUGGCUUGUCUGUCAGCAUACGCUCCGAAGAUACGCGCCCAAAAGAAUUCUCAACUGACCUAAAUACCACCGAAUUCCAGGGGUCAUCGGAGAAGUUACUUAUAUCAGACAUAUCCCCUUCAGCCGACCCGCCACAUGCAAAUUCUGGCCCAGGUGCCGAUAUUAAAGUGCUUAGCAACAUGAGCCCGAGUUCUACAGCAGCAUCUGACAAGAAUUCUGAAGAGCGACAUCUGAGACCUCAGCCCUUCCCGGUCGCUGUACCGUUCCCCGUCCCUUAUUAUGCUGGCAUGUAUCCCGCGGUGCCACCUCCCGCCGCUGCCCCAGCGGCGGUUUAUACUGGACGGAUUGCUGUUCCCCCUCCGUUUCUGCUUUCACCACUUGCUGCUGGACCGACAGUUCCGGCACCGUCUCCUGCUGUCAUCGGAGCGGUUGCUCCACCCACUCUCGCAGCGCCUGUGAUGUAUGGACCUCCUGCGAUUUCACCAGCAGUUGUGCAAGCGGUUCCGGUGGCUCCCACCGUCCCGGUACAGCAAGUGACAGUGACUGUUACCCCUACUGCAGCGCCUGCACCCUUUCUUGCGUGGGUUGUACCUGCUGCACGGUGA